This is a messenger RNA of Salvelinus fontinalis (brook trout), 3483 nucleotides long. Its product is annotated as cholecystokinin receptor-like. The record is from RefSeq and is a predicted model, not a curated record. Gene Ontology annotation, cellular component: membrane. The coding region runs from base 2176 to 3447 and encodes 423 amino acids. NCBI's taxonomy places the organism in Eukaryota, Metazoa, Chordata, Actinopteri, Salmoniformes, Salmonidae. The transcript has 5 exons. Gene Ontology annotation, biological process: neuropeptide signaling pathway. Gene Ontology annotation, molecular function: neuropeptide receptor activity; gastrin receptor activity.
GUCUGGGGGUAUCACCGGACGGGUCCACAGUGUCUCCCAACCCCUCCUGUCUCAGCCUCUAGUAUUUAUGCUGCAAUAGUUUGUGUCAGGGAGCUAGGAUCAGUCUGUUAUAUCUGGAGUAUUUCUCCUGUCUUAUCCGGUGUCCUGUGUGAAUUUAAGUAUGCUCCCUCUAACUCUCCCUCUCUUUUCUCUCUUCUCUCGGAGGACCUGGGCCCUAGGACCAUGCCUCAGGACUACCUGACCUGAUGACUUCUUGCUGUCCCCAGUCCACUUAGUCGUGCUGCUGCUCCAGUUUCAACUGUUCUGCCUGCAGCUAUGGAACCCUGACCUGUUCAACGGACUUGCUACCUUGUCCCGGACCUGCUGUUUUCGACUCUCUCUCUCUACCGCACCUGCUGUCUCUAACUCUGAAUGAUCGGCUAUGAAAAGCCCACUGACAUUUACUCCUGAGGUGCUGACCUGUUGCACCCUCUACAACCACUGUGAUUAUUAUCAUUUGACCCUGCUGGUCAUCUAUGAACAUUUGAACAUCUUGGCCAUGUACUGUUAUAAUAUCCACCCGGCACAAACAGAAGAGGACUGGCCACCCCUCAGAGCCUGGUUCCUCUCUACGUUUCUUUUUAGGGAGUUUUUCCUAGCCACCGUGCUUCUACAUCUGCAUUGCUUGCUGUUUAGGGUUUUAGGCUGGGUUUCUGUAUAAACACUUUGUGACGUUGGCUGAUGUAAAAAGGGCUUUAUAAAUACAUUUGAUUGAUUGAUUGAUCAGUUGUUUUUCUCACAAAAGUAGUGCACUGGGCAUUUACUUGUGUUAGAACACCGAUAUAGACAUAUGUAGCACAGGCAAAACUCUGCUUUGGCAAAAAAGUUAGUUGUAUAAUUAAGAACAGUAUCUUGCAGGAUUCAAUAGUUGUAAUUGUAAGACUUGUUGCCCUGUACCUUUCUCUGGGAUUGUCAUUCUAAUGGAAUCCAGAAAGAACAAACCCUGUCCUAAAACAUUUACAUCAAAAAGGUGCAAAGUUAUGGUCAAAGACACAAAACAUCCACAUCAAAUUAGAUCUUGUUCUUGAACCAAUAACAUGGAAAACAACCACUUUUUGUGCAGUAUUAAUUUACCAUCCUUACAAACCACAAAUGUACUUUACUGUAUUGUACAUUUGCUGGUAAUCUAAGUUUGUACGGGUAGACUUUUCAUCACCAUAAAGAAAAACAAUGCACCAUACAGUAAUCGAGUACAUUGAGACUAAGUGGUUUGUGAUGAUAUGAUGUGAUGAUCUGGCUUAGUUGGUAGAGUAUGGCCCUUGCAAUGCUAGGGUUGUGGGUUUAAUUCCUAUGGGGGACCAGUACGGAACAAGUAUGAAAAUGUAUGCACUCACUACUAUAUGUUGCUCUGGAUAUGAGUGUCUAUGGAAAAGGAAUGACUAGACCAUUAUAGCUUCACAUUGAAAUAAGUUGCAUUCGCAAAGUAUUUCGAAAAACUGGAAAACAUAUACUCAAGCAAGUAUUUUUAUAUUCCACACAUCAGAUUAACUGUUUUGUACAGAUAAUUAUCAGACUCAAGUUACAAAAGCUGGUAAACACUCAAAUACAUGUAGUUAUGUUUCUCUCUCACACAAGUAGUGCUUUACUUGUCCUGUAUUAGCGACAAAUACAGACAUCUUCAGUGUCCGUCAAUUUUUUUAAAUUAUAUAUCCACUACUGCAUCCAAAUCGCAGCACCCCCACCCCCAAACUACUCCCCCCACCUUCCCACGCACUCAGCUGUCCCCCAUAACCUCACCGCUGCAGUCCGAGCCACAGUCACCAGCGAGGCGCAGCGGAAAGGUGGGAUCCCCGAACCUACAGCAAAGCAGAGAUCAACUCCGGGGUGAAAACUGUCAACUGGAAACUUCAAGGAUGCCCAAUAAAUGGGUUAAGUACGAAAUAUACUUUGGAACAUCUACAGACAAAGUAAGCAAUCAUUUGAUUGGAUAAUUUUUGGGAAAGAAUUACGCUACUUAAAAAUAUUUUGGUGGAUUUCUAUGGACGCAGUCAUUUGACCAAAGCAGAUGCUCGCACAUAGCACGAAUAGAAUGUGCACUUCUGACAUUUUUCUUUAACCCUCAAACUGGAUUUACGAACCCUGAACGAGACGUUCUUGGAGUGUGUGGGAGCGCACGGCGCUGCGUCAAACGGAACAAUGAACGUCAGUCUGGGACUCACAAACAUCACCACCUGUGGAAACGAGUCCAUGGUGCUCAAACCGCAACAUGUCAAACAGAAAGAGGUGGACUCGCUGCGUAUCCUGCUCUAUUCGGUCAUCUUCCUCCUCAGUGUGUUGGGCAACCUGCUCAUUAUCGUGGUCCUGGCAGUCAACAAGCGCAUGAGGACGGUCACCAACUCCUUCCUGCUAUCGCUGGCAGUCAGCGACCUGAUGAUGGCCAUCUUCUGCAUGCCCUUCACCCUCAUCCCCAACCUCCUGGAGGACUUCAUCUUUGGACCCGCCAUGUGCAAGAUAGUGGUCUACCUCAUGGGUGUAUCCGUGAGCAUCUCCACCUUCAGCCUGGUUGCCAUAGCGAUCGAGCGCUACAGCGCCAUCUGCAACCCACUGAAGUCGCGGGCAUGGCAGACCCGUUCCCAUGCCUACCGGGUGAUCGCCGCCACCUGGCUCCUGUCCUUCAUGAUCAUGACCCCCUACCCCGUGUUCAGCCACCUGAAGCACGUCCCCCUAAAGGACAACAUCACCAUCGCACGCAUGUGUCGCCACAUCUGGCCCUAUCCAGAGGUGGAGCAGACCUGGAACAUGAUGUUGCUGCUUACGCUCUUUGUUGUUCCGGGGGUGGUGAUGAUUGUGGCCUAUGGACUCAUCUCCAGAGAGCUGUACCGGGGAAUCCAGUUUGAGAUGGUUCAGAAGACAUCAUCCCCCGGUCUAAAGAACGGCCUGACCACCACCGGGGCUUGCGGCAGCGACGACGGUGAUGGAUGCUACGUCCAGCUCGCUAAGCGACCGCGCUCCAUGGAGAUGUCCACUCUGACAUCAUCGACGGCAACCGCGUCCAAAUUAGAGCGUCCCCGCAGCAACACCUCGGAGGCCAAGCUCUUGGCCAAGAAGCGCGUGAUCCGGAUGCUGGUGGUGAUUGUUGCUCUGUUCUUCCUGUGCUGGUUGCCCCUCUACUGCGCCAACACCUGGAAGGCUUUCCACCCCGUCUCUGCCCGCCGUGCCCUCUCUGGUGCCCCCAUUUCCUUCAUCCACCUCCUGUCCUACACCUCAGCCUGUGUCAACCCCAUCACCUACUGCUUCAUGAACACACGCUUCCGCACGGCGCUGCUCGCCACCUUCGCCUGCUGCUGCCGCCCGCCCUGCCGACACAGACGCCACGUGCUGCGGGAUGGAGAGGAGGACGCCAUGGCUAUGGGGGUGUCCAUGUCCAAAUUUAGUUACACCACGGUCAGCACUAUGGGGACGUGCUGAGGGAGGAACUAUUGACUGACUGGGGGACGAGGGGAA